AUGACUCUCUACUCGUCUCCGCCUCCGGCACGGCCCUUCAGCGAGGACAAGCCGACUCUCUUGACAUCGUGGUGGAUCACGCUGCUAUGUGCCUUCAUCAUUCUCCUCCGUCUCGUGGGGCGGUUUGUGCGGGUCGAGAAGCUGUUUGGAGAGGACAAGGUCGCCGCCCUGGUGUUGAUACCCCUCUUCCUGCGCAUGGCCUUUGUGCACCCUAUUCUCUUGUUUGGAACCAACAAUGUCGAGUUGAACGAUGAGCUGGACUUGUCGGACGAGGGGCUCCGGCGGCGGGCCAUUGGGAGCGGACUGGUGCUGAUCAGUCGUAUGCUACUAUGGCUGCUCAAGCUGGUUACUCUCGAGUUCUUUGAUCGCCUGGUUGGACUUUCUGGGAGGAACCGCUACACCUUGCUCCUUCGGUCGAUGCGCAUUGCUUUGGUCGCGACCUUUGUGGCGGUUGUCGUCAGUGAUCUUGCGGAAUGCCAGCCGUUCGCAAAGUACUGGCAGGUCAGUCCGGACCCGGGACCGCAGUGUCGUCAGGGCUACGCAAACCUCCUCACGGCAUCAGUUUGUAACGCGGCUACUGACCUGCUGCUGGUUGUGUUCCCUGUGCCCAUUGUCAUACAAAGCCGACUGCCGAUGGGACACAAGUCGCUGCUGGUUGCCCUCUUUUGUCUCCACAUCUUUACGGUGGUGGUGACCAUCUGUCGGGUGCCUCAGAUCAUCAGCGAGCAGGGAUACCAAGCGACGAGGACGACAUGGGCUUCGGCCGAUAUCCUGAUGGCAACAUUUGCGGCCAACGCACUUACCAUCGGGACGUUUAUGAGAGACAAGGGUGUCAAGAAGAAGAAGUUCAAAUACGAGCCGACAGAGUCGCAAAACAGAAGAAACUCGAGGAAGGAUUCGAUGGCCAUCUCGAAGAAGCCGUCCUGGGAUGAGGAUGAUGACAUGGAGGCGGAUUAUCCUGAAGGAAAACGCGGAGGGCUGAGUCGUACAAAGACGCCCGACAUCUCCUCGACACCAGGAGAGAUCGAGCAAGCCAAGAGGGAGAUCAAGUCCCCCAGGGUGCACCACAGCAGUCGGUCAGCCAGCAUGGACUCGCUGAUUCCUAGGGGUCGACAGACACCUGCCACCCAAGUGGUCAAGACCACCACUUUUGAGAUGACAGUCUCGUCGUCUGAUGACCAGGAACAUGUUCGGUGCAAAAAGCAGGCCCACGUAGGGCUCUGUCUGACACCCAUUCACGGGGUGGUGACAGCGACGGCAAACGGACGAGGGAGGGGGUCCAGCAUCCUUCUUCGCGAGAUGAAACCGAUGCCAGACGCUCAAAACGAGGAGACGGAGCAGCAACAGCGCUGA
Podospora anserina S mat+ is the source of this 1353-nucleotide messenger RNA. RefSeq lists its product as uncharacterized. The record is from RefSeq and is a predicted model, not a curated record. Bases 1 to 1353 code for a protein of 450 amino acids. The transcript has 2 exons. Lineage: Eukaryota; Fungi; Ascomycota; Sordariomycetes; Sordariales; Podosporaceae.